UAAGCUAUCCAAGAUGCCACCGAAAAAGCAAAGGAGUGGGACAAAUGCUGCAAUCGCGUCGCCAGCCGUCGGCCCUAAUAAAGGGUGGGAAAGCGGGCUCAGUGCAGCAACCCUCGAAGAGGAAUUCUGGAAGAUCAACCUUUCUUGGGUUGUAGUGGACUCUCUGGAGGAGGUGUGGUAUCUCUCAGCCCUUUCGCUUGCUGUGCAACAACCUCAAAGAAGGCAGUUCAGCAUCAUUUCACUGGAGACAACUUUGCAAAAAAUUAAUGAACUGGGUAACCCCAAAGGAAAGAAGGUCAAAGACACUCCUCUAUUUCAUGAGGUGUUGGAGGCAGCAAGGAGUACACUUGAUGCUGGACAGGAAAUCUCCACGGAUCUUAUGGCUAAACUGGUGAAGUUUCAGCUGUUGUGUACAAAGACUGCAGAUCUUAUGCGAAUAACUGAAAUGAAGGGUCAUGAGGAGAAGUCAAAAGCUAAAGGUGCAUCUAACUCACCAACGGGACCCAAUGGGAAACCUGCCAAAGCAGAAAAAGGAAAAAAGAAUGCAGAGCCAGUAGCACCUGUUAAAGAAACCAAACUCAGACGGAGAGGAGAAGAGGAUGACUCCCAUAAAUACAUAGAUGAUGAACCAGAAGAUGGACCGCAGCACUACGUUCUCCUUGUGGGCUUUUGUCAGCCAACUCUCCUGUCCGCGUUGGAUGCUAUAGGUGUACAUGUGUCAAACGUUAUCCGGCUACGCGGCAAAGGCACUGAAGACUGUGAUAGAAUAACACCCACUUCUCUGAACACAGAUGUGUCUGCAGUUUUAUGGAUGCCGAAUGAACUGGACCAUUUUUGGACUCAUCUGGAAAAUGUCCUACUCAGUGCUGGCAACCACUCCAGGCUCUUUGAUGUGGUUGGUUUGGUCUGUACAAUAGAGGAGAAUCCCUGCCUUGAUCAGGAAAGCACUGAAGAAAUGCUUACUUGUGGGACAAAAGUAUUUGAAUCUGUCGCCACUUUGAUCUAUGACUGCCUGGACUGGAGGCGCGAGCACCUGCACUACCUCCAGAGCAUGAAACUUACUCACGUUCCAUCGGUCACAUCUGGCAACGUCCAAUGCAGCCCCGAGUGCUCUGCUGAGGUGCAACCAUCAGCAAUUCUGACUACCGUACCAAAGAAGAAACAGUCAGAGGAUAGUUCUGACUUGCAGGCGGAGGCCACGAGUGCAGAUUCAGACCUGAGGGUGUAUGAUGAUCUUCUGAAGAAAAUACCACCAGAGUGCACUUCUGUUCCUCUCAUUCUGCACUGCAUGCUAGAGCAGAUAAGUGCAGAGCAGGCUGCUCCGGCUGAGGGCUCCACCUCUGCAGAGCCGGACGUGCCAUCGGACUGCAACCUUUCCCAUCACAUCUUUACCGCAGCAACUUACCUGCCACGCCCAUUUGAAGAGAAGAAGAGAUUGAUGGACAACUUUGGUAAGACGGAGGAUGUGAAAAGAAGGAAUCAGCCCGUAGGCCCUUUACUGCUGAACCACCGUGACAAAAGAGCAGAACGGCUGUAUCAUUGUCCCAUGCUGAGUACCUUUGAUGUGUCAGAAAUCGAGGGGGCCAUGAUGAAGAAGACUCCAGUGUGGAAGCUGUUGCAUUCUGAACUCAGCAGACACAGUAAAGACAUGGGCUUCAUAAUGGACACCCAGGAAUGCGUUCGCCUCCUCAGUGAAGGUUUGAUGAACAAUGAUCAUUCUUCUGAGCAUGUGAAAUCAACUCUUCACUCUCUGACUGACCUGAAUGUGUAUGAACACUUCAGUGCCCCUGUCUUCACACAGGUUUUGGAAGAGGCAUCUCAAACAUACCAGUCUAUGGAUACCUACAGGAGCCCCAGAGAUGGAGCACUCUUCAUCCUCUGCCACAAUCCCAUCGGCCCACAGAGAGACAGUAGACAGUCAUGGGACGAAGCUCUACACACAGAUGUUGGCUUCAGGAAUUACUUGGAGCACGUUGCUGCAAGACUGAAAGAUUGGAGCAUACAGGCAGGAGGUGGACCAGAGCCCUGUGAAUCCCCUCAGACUUGUGCAGCUGUCCCAAUUACAACAGAGGGAAAAGCGGAAAUUUACAUACAAGAGGAAUCAUUAAAGGCGUUUAAGAUUGAGCAAGAGCGCUUGAAAAAGGAGGAACAGGAGAAUGCAGCAAAGAAAGACAAAAGUGGGAAGGCCGGUGGACGAGGAGGCAAUAAAGCGGAUCCUGGCAAAGACAACAAGAAGUCAACCAAAAGCCCUGAGCAGUUACAAGCCACCUCUCAGCCUACGCCCCCUCACCCACCAAAGGACUCAGAACAUCAAACUACAGAUGAACCAGCAUUUGCAGGCUACAAUAUGAACGGUUGCUUGAUCCAUCUUAUUAGCGAGAAGAAAUUUCUCUACCCAGCAGAUGGAGGCACUGUCCAAGUGGAAACAAAUAAUUUCAUCCAUGGUAUGGCUCAAAUGACAAUAUGUGUGAUCAAGGACAUGCACCACCUCUACAUGAAUUAUUCUGGGACAAAUUCAGGGCUACAGCUAGGAUCUCCCAAAAUUGCAGAAAGGAAACAUUUGGAUCAUCAUGGCUCCUUUUUUGCCAUGCUCUCUACUGGAAUGAAGCUGUCUUCUUGCCAUCCUUGCACAGGGAAAAAAGAACCAGAGAGCACUCUCCCAUCAUCAGAAGUAUCAUCUCCGUCAAAUCAAUGUUCUCACACUGAGGGAUUACUUGUCUGUACUCCUGAUGGCAUUACUGUGCAGUUCAUUUGUCAAGACAUUGAUGGAACUAAAAAACUUCUGGUGCGCCAGAGUUCAGCCACCCUUGAGCCAUUUAAUCAGGACAAUAAAAACACAGCGGAGCUUUCCCGAGUGAUAACAACUGAAGGAACUGUGAUCAAGUAUUUACAAAAUGGCUCAAGUCAGACUCUUUUUGCUGAUGGCACGGUAAUCACCUAUCAAGAUUCUGAUCAUAUUCUACAUUCGGUUCCGGAGCCACCCACUCAAGAGAAUGGAUCUGCAAAGGACGAGAAAGUGGACAACAAGGAAUCUAAAGAGGGAAAAGUCAAGGGUAAUAUCGAGAUUGAUGCAGAGAAUGAGGUGGAUGAGGUGACGAAAAGUGAGCCGGCUCCCGGACAGCUGUGUGGUUCCUGGACAACAACGUCACCCUCAGGCCUCCAGAUUCACUCUGUGGGAGAGACAUCAGACAUUCAGCACAUCCUCACUUACACAUCAACUGACCCCUUCAGCCAAACGGUCGUCACUCUGAGAGAGGAUGGAGUUAUCUCGGUGCAGGAGCCCAGCGGGUCUACAGUCGUAGAGCAUGCAGACGGGACCCGCAUCACAACUUCCCACCAGGAGACCACGGGUGAAGACCUGCUGUGCAGUAUGAAGAGGUGGAUGGUGAUACAAAACACAGGUUUUCCCACUGUGCUGAUGGGGGAUGAUGGAAGCUGCCAGGUUUUGUUUGGGGAUGGAACAGUUAUUUUAGCCAGCUCAGAUUUCUCUUACCAGGUCAUGCUCUCCAAUUCAAAUCUGCUGUCCAUAGAUAAGGAAGGCCAGGUUAUGUACACAUCUCAACACAGAACCGCCACAUUCCAAAAGUUGCAGCCAAGCUGUUAUGUGAUGUCACCUUUGGGAGACAUCUUAUGUCAUGUCACUGAUGCCUUCGGAAACCAUUUUGAGGUAAACUCUGAUGGCCAGACAUUUGUGACAGAAAGUAAGUCACAAGAUCGCUUGAAGACUGCACACAUACCAAGAUUGUUUGUGGCAAAUGGAGAUGGUUCUGGACUGGAGUUGUUGAGCUCUGAGAUACUAGACGAUCUACUGGCAGAGGCUCAUGCUGAUUCGACCGUAGCUAUUCUGAAAGACAUCAUUCCAGAAUGCCCAGGAGCCCAGGAAAUUACACUGCUGAAACCAAGCCGGGUUGAAAGGUGCCUCGAUCAGAUGGCCAAAAAGGAUAUCAGGUCGUCCCACCUGAAAUGCAGAAAUUGGGACAAUUUUCCCUCCCAUGAGAAGAAGACCGCUGGUUCAUCAUUUGGAACAAGUCUAGACAGAAGAGACCAACCACUACCUGUGUCCUCAUCACCUUUUCCCAUGUUAAACUGUCCAGAGGUUUUGCUUGUUCGCCAACUCAUCCAAAUUCCACCAGACAACAGCAUGCAACAGCACUCUCAGCUGGUGCCAAGGUCUUUGGAGGACAAACAUGCAGAUUAUGUAAUGAAAUACUCUGGGAAGCUGCAGAGAACGGAGGAGGAAUGUGGUGAUGUCCGUCCCAUAGAAUUCCGAUCUUUAGAUGAGCAGAAGGACGCCUUGGGCCUUUUGCAGCUGCUGCUGAUGGAUGAUGCUGCAGUGGGAAAAUGCAGUGAAGUAUUUUGAAUGAAAGGGGAGAUAAGCCACAAAAUAAAACAAUUCAAUAAAAUUAGCAGUAUUAAAGUAAAUAUUUACAAUGGUUUCUUAUACACACACACACACACACUAAAAUGGGUUUUGUUUCUUUUAAAUAUAAAAACAUUUUAACAUUAUUUCUUGUAAAGUAUGUGUGAACCCUUAUAUGAAUAGCUUGUUGCUCUUCCUUUUGCACUUCUUACCUCGACCAAAUGUCUUCUGUAAUCUCUAACAGUUAGAGUCUAAAGAAGAAGAGUCUAAAGGUGGUGCUAAAGAACCUGCCCUCCUCUGAACAGAGCCAAAUCUAAUUCAUAACUAUUCAAUAAAGAAAUUGCAUUCAGAA
Molecule: messenger RNA, 4712 nt
Organism: Engraulis encrasicolus (European anchovy)
Lineage: Eukaryota; Metazoa; Chordata; Actinopteri; Clupeiformes; Engraulidae
Gene: spag17
Product: sperm associated antigen 17
Exons: 35
Coding region: 14-4360 (1448 amino acids)
Biological process (GO): epithelial cilium movement involved in extracellular fluid movement; axonemal central apparatus assembly
Cellular component (GO): axonemal central apparatus
Source: RefSeq, a predicted model, not a curated record